Bombus impatiens (common eastern bumble bee) is the source of this 2642-nucleotide messenger RNA. RefSeq names its product brain protein I3. The coding region runs from base 197 to 598 and encodes 133 amino acids. The transcript has 3 exons. The record is from RefSeq and is a predicted model, not a curated record. Lineage: Eukaryota; Metazoa; Arthropoda; Insecta; Hymenoptera; Apidae.
UCGAAGAAUAAAAGUGAAAUCUUAAGUGGUUCUCCCGGGCGGAAAUAGUAAUACACUAUUUGUUUUGGAACCGCGUCAGAUCUUGGGCUAAUACAGGUGCUAGCUGUCAGAAAAAAAUUGUACCGAUGAUAAUUAUCUAAUUACGCCGAUUUGUUGUAGAAUUGCUCAUAAAAGCCAUUAGUUCAAUUGUUAAACGAUGGAAAAGCAACCGCUAACUACAGGGAACGAUAAACCUCCGUCUUACGCAGCAGCCACUGCGCCAAUAACUAAUUCUUCAUGGCAACCACAUCCAGGUUACAAUGCAACACAAUGCGCAGGGUCUACUUCAUGGCCUCCACCUGCAGGGUACUAUCCUAGCGCAAGUGGAACUAAUAAUCACAAUUAUGUACCUUCCUAUGGUUCUACACAAUCAACCACUAUACUUAUGCCAGAAAUAAUUUUAGUUGGAGGAUGUCCUGCAUGCAGAGUGGGUGUAAUGGAAGAUGAUUUUACAUGUCUGGGACUACUAUGUGCAAUCCUGUUCUUCCCAUUAGGGAUAAUAUGCUGCUUACUAUUAAAAACUCGACGUUGUUCUAAUUGUGGUGCCUAUUUUGGUUAAUGUGUUACAUAUUACAGUCUUAAUUCUUAUGCAAUUAUUGUGUAGAUAUGGAGGUAUAUGAGCAAACCGUGGAAUUAGUGGUUAAUUAUUUAACCAAAAAAUUAAUUUUUUACUAGUACUGUGCAUCCACGUAAUUAUAUAUUUAAACUAACAUUAUAAGGAGAAGUAGUGUUCCAAUGAUCAGGGAUGUGUACAAUAAUUGGUAACUUAGUUAAUUGUGGGAAACACAAGUUUGUAAAAUAUUGACAUACAAUUAAGGGGUUCCUCUACACAUUUAAGACUUUGUUGAUUUAAGACAAUUUAAGUGGAGCUUGCGCUAUUUUGUAAACUUUAUGCAGAGGGUUCUGAUUAAUACUGUUGCAUUUUAUUAUAACAUAUGUUAGUUUAUUACCAUAAUGAAUAAUGAAAGAGUUUAUAUCUGUAUCUAUUUAUAUAAUUGCAUAUUUCAAAAUGUAGAUAUACCAUAGUUUAUAGGUAUGUAUAUUCUUAUCAGGCGAUAAGAGAAGCAAUGGAUACUGUGAAAUAGUUCUAUACCAUGUACUUAGAAUAUGUUUCUAAUGACAAAAAAGCUAUCUCAAACAGAUUUCAUUGAAAUUCCUCUAGUAUCUACAUAGAAUUAACAUACAAAGUAUUUUAAAAUACUUUUUAAAAUAGCUUAUCAAAGCUUAUAUAUUUUAUGAAAAAUAAAUUCAAUGAAGUUUGUGCCUUAUGUCGCUGUAAAACAGUUUCCUGAUGCAAAAUUAUACAUAAUAUGUUUCCAAAAAUACGUUUGAAUCUCAAAGGAAAUGUCAGCAAGUCUUUUUCCUAAAUGCAAUCAAUUUUAUAAAAGAUGUGUAAGUGUAUAAUGAAACUUAUUAAUCACUCGCAUUACAAUUUAUAUUUUUAAAAAUAAAACAGUAUUUAACUGUAUUGGAACCAUUUUAAGCUAUUAUAAAUAUCAUUUCUACUUGUUAGAUUGGUCCAGAUCUGACUUUCAAAGGAAGAUUUUCCUAAUAUUAUGCUGAUUAGAUUCAAACGAAAAGAAUAAUAUGCUCUGUUAUGCGAACCUACGUACUAGAACACUAAAUAUGUACCUGAAAAUAUGAAAUAUUUUUCUAAUAUUGAAAGCUAUUAAUGAUUCAUCUAUAAACAAACAUGUUUGGCUUGUCUAAAAACAUAUUUGUAUAAAAAAAUGAAGUUGUUAUUAGAUCACCAAAAAUAUUUGAUACGGGGAAUUAGCGGUAUUUAAAAAUUGUAGGCAGUGUAAACAUUGUGUAACUCACAUAAACAUACAUAUAUCCAUAGAUAAGUGUCGAGUAUUAUUCGUUAAACAGCAUAGUCAAUGCUCGAUUAUAAAUAAAUUAUUUUUAAAAAUUUAUUUUUUUCGUCAAACACAAAAACCAAUGUGUUUUACUAUUACAAAUUAUAAAUAGUGUUGUUGAUCAUUUAUAAGGAAUGUUUUUGUGAUUGAAGUUUGGUACUGAUUGAUGGUUGUAAUUUAAGAAAGUCUCAUCCCAAUGAUACUUGAUACCAUACACGUGAUACGUAAAUGAUACAUUCGCAAUCCCCGGCAUGCAUAUUCAUUUAUGCAUACACGACCCAAGUAUUUUGUUUUUGUCACAUUAUUGGAGUCUAUAUAAUCAUUAUCGAUCAUUGUAUCAUCUACAUGCGUCUUGAAGCAAACGUAAUCUCGUAAAAAUAUUACAAUCCAAUAAUUUUCAAUUUUUGUUCAUUUUCAUUACAUAAUCAGUAAUAAGCAAUUUUGAUUGAUUAGCACUGAAGAAUAUUUGCAACUGGCUCUAAGCAUCCAGUUUCUUCUCAGAAUAUUUGUAGUGCGUCAAAGUUUCUAGAAGAGAUUGAAUAUCAUUCAAUUACGUAUUAAGGAUAAAAAUUAUUGGUGAUUGCAUUUCCAUAUAUGUAACUUAUUAUUGGACGUAAUAAAAUUAUGUAAUAGAAUCCAGCUUAAAUAAUCCACCAAAUCACCAGCUAUUACCAUUACCGGUAACGAGCAUCAGUAGCUCGAAACAAUCUCGAUCUUUCUCAUCACCCUUAAAAAGAAAGAGAA